Hydractinia symbiolongicarpus is the source of this 1459-nucleotide messenger RNA. Its product is annotated as fatty acid hydroxylase domain-containing protein 2-like. NCBI's taxonomy places the organism in Eukaryota, Metazoa, Cnidaria, Hydrozoa, Anthoathecata, Hydractiniidae. The record is from RefSeq and is a predicted model, not a curated record. Gene Ontology annotation, biological process: sterol biosynthetic process. The transcript has 8 exons. Gene Ontology annotation, molecular function: C-4 methylsterol oxidase activity; iron ion binding. The coding region runs from base 45 to 1205 and encodes 386 amino acids.
GUCCUAUGCUAAAAGGUAUUGCUCGAAAUGCGUGACUUUGCACCAUGACUAAAAGCAUCAAAAUAAAAACAAAGUCUUUCCUUGAAUUUAGUGGUCAAAGUCCGCUAAUCAUUUCAUGGGAUAUCAAAACUUUUCUGCUCUAUUAUGUACAGCUAGUCAUGGAGAAGGUUUGCGUACCUGAUUCUGAAUUGCCUGAUUGGGCAAAACCCAAAUUAAAAGGUUCACCACCAUCUGAGGUGAAAUCCAAUGUUUUUGGUGCUGCAAAGAAAAUAGCAUUCAUAAUUGGAACAGCUAUAUUGGUUGUUGCAUCUGUGCGAAAUUCUGUCACAUGGCAUUUUGAAAGAUUUUGGGGAGCAUCAAAAUAUUUUUACCAGGAUAUUUGGAAUGUUGUGCAUCGUGAUAUCUGCAAUGAAAAUAACUUGGUUUUGGCAACUAUUGGUACACAUGCUUUCUUGUUUCUCUACUUUUGGAUGAAUUCAAUCUUUUUCAUGUACUUGGAUAUUUUCAAACCAAAAUACUUCAUGAAGUACAAGAUUCAAGAAGAUAAAAUGGUUACCAUGCCUCGCCUACGACACGCUAUAUUAGUUUGCAUGCGCAACCAAUUGAUUGGUCUCGCUGUCUCAUUCCCUCUGUAUUAUCUUAUGGAUUAUCGAGGUUGUUAUUACAAAGCAGAAGAACUUCCAACAUUCCAAUGGGUGUUGUUUGAAUUGAUUGUGUUUAUACUUGUGGAAGAAUUUUUCUUUUAUUACAGUCAUAGGUUACUUCACCAUCCACGCAUCUAUAGACAUAUCCAUAAAGUACAUCACGAGUGGACUGCUUCCAUAUCCAUCAUUGGCAUCUACGCCCACCCUUUUGAACAUGUCGUUUCCAACCUCUUGCCAGUGUUUUUCGGACCUUUAUUGAUGGGAUCUCACAUCGCUACUUUGUGGAUGUGGAGCUGCAUGGUUAUAACUUCAACACAAAUAUCACACGGUGGCUAUCACCUACCCUUUCUUCCGUCACCAGAAGCUCACGAUUACCAUCAUUUGAAGUUCAUCAACAAUUUCGGAGUGUUGGGUGUGUUGGAUCGAUUGCAUGGUACAGACCGUUUGUUUUUGAAAACAAAAGCGUACGAUCGACACAUCAUGUUGAUCGGGCUGACACCUGCUAAAGAACUCUUCCCAGACGAAGGCAAGAAGAUCGCACAAGAAAAAAAAUGCUCUUAAAUUUCUCAUAUCUUAAAGUUGUGACACUUCCUGUAUUUAUCUUAAAUAUUUAACCGUUUGUAACCUUUUUAAUCUCUUUUUUAAAUGCAGGUCUUGCUGUACAUUUUGUUUAGUUGAACGCGAUUAUAUCUGAUCUCUCAUGAAGUAAAUCUACACAUACACUGUUAACCACUUAAUAAACUUGUAUAGUUUGGUAAUUGUUUUACCCUUUUAAUGAUUGUAUAUUUUGUUUCAAUAAUAGCUUGCAUAGUAUA